AUGCACCGCCUCCUCGCGCCGGCGCGGAGCGCCUUCGCCUGCUCCGCCGUCGCGCUCACGCAGUGCAGCUCGACGCAGCGCGACGAGGCGGCGCAGUGCCACGGCGGCAACUCGGGCCACGGCGGCGCGCCGCUGCCGCAGAAGUGGCUCCACGCGCACGUGCCCAAGGAGCGGGCGCACCUGCUCUUCGGCAUCCCGAAGAAGGGGCGGCUGCACGAGAAGAUCAAGGACAUGCUCAAGGGCGCGGGCAUCGAGUACACGCGGGAGCCGCGGCUCGACAUCGCGCACUGCAACGACCUGCCCGUGUCGCUCGUGUUCCUGCCCGCGGCGGACAUCGCGACCUACGUCGGCGAGGGCGACGUCGACCUCGGCAUCACGGGCGAGGACAUCAUCGCGGAGUCCGAGGUCGACGUCAAGGAGCUCAUGAAGCUCGGCUUCGGCAAAUGCCGGCUCUGCGUCCAGGCGCCCAAGGGGUCGCGGAGCGGGCCCGGCGAGCUCGCGGGCCAGCGCAUCGUCACGAGCUUCCCGAACCUGACGAAGGCCUACUUCGCCAAGCUCGAGGCCGAGGGCCACCCGACGCGCAUCAAGUGCAUCUCGGGCUCCGUCGAGGCGGCCUGCGGCCUGGGCCUCGCCGACGGCAUCGUCGACCUCGUCGAGACGGGCACGACCAUGCGCGCCGCGGGCCUCGAGGAGGUGUCCACGAUCAUGCCGACGCAGACCGUGCUCAUCGCGAACAAGCACUCGCGCCACGCGGCGCUCAUCGAGACGCUGCGCAAGCGCCUCGCGGGCUACCUCACGGCGAGCCGCUACAUGAUGAUCGUCUACAACGUCGACCGCGACAACCUCGCCCAGGCCACGGCGAUCACGCCGGGCAAGAACUCGCCCUCCAUCAUGCCCCUCGAGCGGUCCAACUGGGUCGCCGUCAGCGCGCUCGUCCCCAAGAAGAAGGCCGCCCAGCUCAUGGACGACCUCGAGGCCGUCGGCGCGACGGACAUCCUCCUCACGUCCCUCGCGUCCUCGCGCAUGGGCGACUGA
Aureococcus anophagefferens is the source of this 1035-nucleotide messenger RNA. RefSeq lists its product as hypothetical. Gene Ontology annotation, cellular component: cytoplasm. Bases 1 to 1035 code for a protein of 344 amino acids. Gene Ontology annotation, molecular function: magnesium ion binding; ATP phosphoribosyltransferase activity. The transcript has a single exon. Gene Ontology annotation, biological process: L-histidine biosynthetic process. The record is from RefSeq and is a predicted model, not a curated record. Lineage: Eukaryota; Pelagophyceae; Pelagomonadales; Pelagomonadaceae.